CCGCGGCCCCGCAAUCUCGGUACCAUGGACCUAGCGCAGGCCACGCAGGCGGGCGAGCAGGUGGCAGAGAAGCUGCUCGGGUAUCGGCGGGACCCGUCGGGCUGGAAGAUCUGCAGGGAAGGCAAUGGAGUGACAGUUUCCUGGAGGCCAUCUAUGGAGUUCGCAGGGCACCUGUACCGAGGAGAAGGGGUUCUGUCUGGGACACCGCAGCAGGUGUGGCAGUGCCUGAAGCCAGGCGGUAGGAGCCUGCGGGAGAAGUGGGAUGAGAAUGUGAGCAGCUUUGAAAUCAUACAGAGCUUCUCAGAUGCACUAAACAUAACCAGAACUGCAACCCCUUCAGCUGCCAUGAAGCUGAUUUCUCCCAGGGACUUUGUGGAUGUGGUGCUGGUCAAGAACUAUGAGGAUGGGACCAUCAGCACCAGUGCCACACACGUGGAACACCCACUGUGCCCCCCGAAGCCGGGCUUUGUGAGAGGAUUUAACCACCCAUGCGGCUGCUUUGUUGAACCUCUGCCAGGGGAGCCCGACAAGACCCACCUCGUCUCCUUCUUCCAGACCGACCUAAGCGGCUUCCUCCCACAGAGCGUGGUGGACGCCUUCUUCCCACGCAGCAUGGCCGAGUUUUACCCCAACCUUCAAAAGGCUGUGAAGAAAUUCUGUGACUGACUCUCACCUGCUGAUGAGGAGCACAGGGAGCUCCCGGUGCCAGUGCGGGCCCCCGGGAGCUGCUGGUCCCUGUGAGACACCUGCCAGGAGAAUGCUCCUCGGAGUGCAGCCGGGCCCACCACACCAGUGCCACGCCACUGCCACUCAAGGCUGGCCCCAGAGCAGCGACAUGCAGCCAGGUGGUCCAGGCUCUGGCCAUCGCACAUGCACCGAGCUCGAGCACCAUACGGCCCAGCGGCCAUGUCCCCUGUUCUUUGGGAAAUGCUGUCUGUACUGGACACAGUCACCGUCUUCUUAGUGCCUGGGAUUCUGCACUGUCUACCUGCGUGCGUUCUUCUUGCACACACCCUCCUCCAUUCCCUGUCUACGUCUUUAAUACUGCCUAAGACUUUGGCCCCCCCACAAUUUGGAGAAAUUAGAGUUUCAACCAUGGGAAAAGAAUUAAGGAAAGGCUCUCUCAAUUGUCUUCUUGAAGUUCACUCUGUGGGAUUGGUUUUCUUCCAUCUUCUUUCCUGCUGUGAGUGACUAUGUCCCCAGAAAGCCAGGGUUUGGAUCUGCAGCCCUGGGGUGAGUGCUCUUUGUGGGUGAUUCUAAACUGAGCCACUGCUCCUGUUUGCCCAUGGGGAGAAGCCUGGCAUCUGCUUUCCUUUGUCAUUUGUCAGAGGCUGGGUAGGGAGUACACACGUGCCUUCGCCUGGAAGCGUGGCCAUGUUGCCUGGAAGAGGCUGGAUGGGAAGUGGGCACUCCAUUGCCUUUGCUUUUUUUCAGACAGGGGACACAGCCAGA
Messenger RNA from Perognathus longimembris pacificus (Pacific pocket mouse), 1452 nucleotides. It is a transcript of the gene Stard5, whose product is annotated as StAR related lipid transfer domain containing 5. NCBI's taxonomy places the organism in Eukaryota, Metazoa, Chordata, Mammalia, Rodentia, Heteromyidae. The transcript has 6 exons. Gene Ontology annotation, molecular function: lipid binding. The coding region runs from base 25 to 666 and encodes 213 amino acids. The record is from RefSeq and is a predicted model, not a curated record.